Molecule: messenger RNA, 8746 nt
Organism: Sphaerodactylus townsendi
Lineage: Eukaryota; Metazoa; Chordata; Lepidosauria; Squamata; Sphaerodactylidae
Gene: EML6
Product: EMAP like 6
Exons: 46
Coding region: 781-6828 (2015 amino acids)
Molecular function (GO): microtubule binding
Source: RefSeq, a predicted model, not a curated record
AGGAGGGAGCGCCACUCUUUCGUCUUCUGGCCUCCAGGCUCCAGCUUGCCUCCUCCACCUCCUUUUUAAGCUGUCCUCCACAGGCAUCGCCUCUGCUGCUCACAGAAAUGUCCUGUCAUCACACUGAUAAAACGCCUUACAAUGAAAACCCGUAGAUGAUUGUGUUGCUCCGUAGUCAGAGCUGUGUCAGAAUGAGCACAACCUUAUUGGUGGCAUUUUAACAUAAUGGUCUAAUUUGGCACAUCAGCUGCACUUUUUACACCACUGAGAAUCACAAGCGUGUUUGAAUACAAGGACUUUCCCUUUGCAAGAAGCUAGGAGGAUGCCGUAAGGGGGGCGCACAGCAGUAGCAUCCUGCAGGCAGCGACGGUAACACUAACAAGCUCAUUCUCCUCUGGAUGGAAUCGACACACACACACAGUUUUGCAUGGCACUGAUUUCCUGUAUCUGUGUGCCUCCCCCACACCCUUGAAGUUGUCUGGGUUGCAAAACAGCGGGAAAGCAGCAGCUGCUCAUCUUUGGCAGUAGAAGAUUAUGGUGGCGGCUCAGCAGUAGCAAAAGCAGCAGCGGCGGUGGCUGUAGGAGCAGGGCAGGACUCUGUCUGGAUGCAUUUCCCACUGAAAAUCAGCACCGGAAAGUGCAGCUUGAAGAUCUGGCAGCCAAGCAGGAAUUGACAGCGUUUGGAAAAGGGAAGACUGGGAAAGGCAACAAACAACGUGGGGGCGGGGGCAGCACCAGCUUUCCCCCCCCUGUGCUUGUGGACAGGGGGGGCUGAUUAUCAUGGCGGAUCGGACAGCUCCUAGAUGCCAGCUCCGUUUGGAGUGGGUAUAUGGGUAUAGGGGUCAUCAGUGCCGCAACAACCUGUACUACACGGCAGGAAAGGAAGUGGUGUACUUUGUGGCUGGAGUCGGAGUGGUUUAUAACACCAGAGAGCACAGCCAGAAAUUUUUCUUGGGGCACAAUGAUGACAUUAUCAGCCUAGCUUUGCACCCGGAUAAAACCCUGGUUGCCACAGGGCAGGUUGGGAAGGACCCUUACAUUUGCAUCUGGGAUUCCUACAGUGUGCAGACUGUUUCUAUUCUGAAAGAUGCACAUACCCAUGGGGUUGCCUGCUUGGGUUUUGAUUCAGAUGGCCAGCGCUUAGCUUCAGUAGGACUGGAUGCCAAAAAUACAAUCUGCAUAUGGGACUGGAAAAGAGGAAAACUGCUUGCAACAGCUACUGGCCACUCGGAUAGGAUUUUUGAUAUUUCCUGGGAUCCAUAUCAGCUCAACAGAUUAGCUAGCUGUGGUGUGAAACAUAUCAAGUUUUGGGCCUUGUGUGGAAAUGCCUUGACAGCCAAAAGAGGAAUAUUUGGGAAGACAGGAGACCUACAAACUAUCCUCUGUUUGUCCUGUGCAAAAGAUGAUGUUACAUACUCUGGUGCUUUAAACGGAGAUAUCUAUGUCUGGAAAGGGCUAACCUUAGUCCGAACGAUUCAAGGAGCUCAUGGUGCUGGAAUUUUUAGCAUGUAUGCAUGUGAGGAAGGUUUUGCUACUGGUGGAAGAGAUGGCUGUAUUCGGCUAUGGGAUACUGACUUCAAGCCAAUAACUAAAAUUGACCUCAGGGAGACUGAACAAGGAUACAAAGGUUUGUCCAUCCGAAGUGUGUGUUGGAAAGCAGAUCGGCUUUUAGCAGGGACCCAAGACAGUGAAAUAUUUGAGGUGAUUGUGAGAGAAAGAGAUAAGCCGAUGCUGAUAAUGCAGGGUCACUGUGAAGGGGAACUCUGGGCUCUGGCAGUGCAUCCCAAGAAACCGUUAGUUGUCACAGGCAGUGAUGAUCGAUCCGUGCGUUUAUGGAGCCUUGCUGACCAUGCCUUGAUUGCCCGUUGCAAUAUGGAGGAAGCUGUGCGGAGUGUAUCUUUUAGUCCGGAUGGAUCUCAGCUAGCCCUGGGAAUGAAAGAUGGUUCUUUCAUUGUUCUGAGAGUAAGAGAUAUGACAGAAGUAGUUCAUAUUAAAGACCGGAAAGAAGUAAUCCAUGAAAUGAAAUUUUCACCAGAUGGCUGCUUUCUUGCUGUGGGUUCCAAUGAUGGUCCAGUAGAUAUCUAUGCAGUUGCUCAGCGAUACAAAAAAACGGGAGAAUGCAGCAAGUCUUCUAGUUUUAUCACACAUAUUGAUUGGUCUUUGGACAGUAAGUUCUUGCAAACUAAUGAUGGCGCAGGAGAAUGCUUUUUCUACAGGAUGCCAUCUGGAAAGCAUUUAACAAGCAAAGAUGAGAUCAAAGGAAUUCAUUGGGCUUCCUGGACUUGUGUAAUGGGAUCGGAAGUGAAUGGUAUCUGGCCAAAGUAUAGUAAUGUUACUGACAUCAAUUCUGUGGAUGGAAAUUACAAUAAUGCAGUUCUGGUAACAGGAGAUGACUUUGGUUUGGUUAAAUUGUUCCGAUUUCCUUGUCUAAAGAAAGGAGCCAAAUUUAGAAAAUAUGUUGGCCACUCUGCACAUGUCACAAAUGUCCGUUGGUCACAUGACUUUCAGUGGGUAAUAAGUACCGGAGGUGCAGAUCAUUCUGUUUUUCAGUGGCGGUUUAUUCCAGAAGGUGUAACAAAUGGAAUCCUUGAAGCGACACCCCAAGAAAGUGGAGUUGAUUCCCAUAGCGAAGAAUCAGACUCUGAUUUAUCUGAUGUGCCAGAAUUAGACUCCGAUAUUGAGCAGGAAUCUCAAAUCAACUAUAUCCGACAGGUUUACAAAGAAGAUCUACCUCAACUGAAACAGCAAAGUAAAGAGAAAAACCAUUCAGUGCCCUUCCUUAAAAGAGAGCGAGCCCCUGAAGACAGUUUAAAGCUGCUGUUUGUACAUGGUUACAGAGGCUAUGACUGUCGAAACAAUUUGUUCUACACACAAACUGGGGAGGUGGUUUACCAUAUUGCUGCUGUUGCUGUUGUGUACAACAGACAACAACACACCCAAAGACUGUAUCUUGGUCACGAUGAUGACAUCCUCAGCCUAGCCAUCCAUCCAGUGAAAGAUUAUGUCGCUACUGGACAGGUUGGAAGAGAUGCUGCUAUUCAUGUUUGGGAUACACAGACACUUAAAUGUUUGUCACUGCUAAAAGGCCAACACCAAAGAGGAGUGUGUGCGCUGGAUUUCUCAGCUGAUGGGAAAUGUUUGGCAUCAAUUGGGUUAGAUGAUAAUCACACCAUUGUUCUCUGGGACUGGAAGAAAGGAGAGAAGAUCGCAGCAACCAGGGGUCACAAAGAUAAAAUAUUCGUGGUGAAAUGCAAUCCUCAUCAUGCCGAUAAACUGGUGACUGUUGGAAUGAAGCACAUUAAAUUCUGGCAACAAGCAGGUGGUGGUUUUACUUCCAGACGCGGAAUUUUUGGAAAUAUUGGGAAACAAGAAACUAUGAUGAGUGUUUCCUAUGGACGAAUAGAGGAUCUGGUUUUCUCUGGUUCUGCUACUGGAGACAUUUACAUCUGGAAAGAUAUUUUGCUGCUUAAAACAGUAAAAGCUCAUGACGGGCCUGUAUUUGCAAUGCAUGCCUUAGAUAAGGGUUUUGUGACAGGUGGGAAGGAUGGUGUGGUGGCACUUUGGGAUGAUACAUUUGAGAGGUGCCUGAAGACAUAUGCCAUCAAAAGAGCAGCACUGUCACCUGGGUCUAAAGGAUUGCUGUUGGAAGACAAUCCAUCGAUCCGGGCUAUCACUUUAGGACAUGGGCAUAUACUGGUAGGGACAAAAAAUGGAGAGAUUCUGGAAAUUGAUAAAAGUGGCCCCAUGACUCUUCUUGUGCAGGGUCAUAUGGAAGGAGAGGUCUGGGGUUUGGCAGCUCACCCUCUCUUGCCUAUCUGUGCAACAGUGAGUGAUGACAAAACUCUUAGGAUCUGGGAACUUUCCUCCCAACACCGUAUGCUGGCUGUAAGAAAACUCAAGAAAGGUGGAAGAUGCUGUGCCUUCUCCCCUGAUGGGAAAGCCUUGGCUGUAGGAUUGAAUGAUGGGAGUUUUCUGGUGGUGAAUGCUGAUACCGUUGAAGAUAUGAUCUCAUUCCAUCACAGAAAGGAAAUGAUUUCUGACAUCAAAUUUUCUCGAGAUUCAGGAAAAUAUUUGGCAGUGGCUUCCCAUGAUAAUUUUGUUGAUAUUUAUAAUGUGCUUACCAGCAAAAGAGUUGGCAUCUGCAAAGGGGCUUCCAGUUAUAUCACACAUAUUGACUGGGAUUCACGAGGGAAGCUAUUGCAAGUCAAUUCUGGUGCCAGAGAACAAUUAUUUUUUGAAGCGCCAAGAGGAAAAAGGCAUAUAAUAAGACCCUCUGAGAUUGAGAAGAUCGAAUGGAAUACCUGGACAUGUGUUCUUGGUGCCACCUGUGAAGGAAUUUGGCCAAUGCACAGUGAUGUCACAGUUAUAAAUGCAGCCUCUCUUACCAAAGAUGGAACACUUUUAGCUACAGGAGAUGAUUUUGGUUUUGUGAAGCUGUUUAAAUAUCCAGUGAAGGGCCAGCAUGCCAAAUUCAAGAAGUAUGUGGGUCACAGCGCUCAUGUUACCAAUGUCCGGUGGCUAUAUAAUGAUUCUGUGCUGCUGACAGUGGGUGGAGCUGAUACUGCACUGAUGAUCUGGACGCGAGAAUUUGUGAGCACCCAAGAAAGCAAGCUAGUUGACAGUGAAGAGUCAGAUACUGAUGCAGAAGAAGAUGGAGGUUACGACAGUGAUGUUGCAAGAGAAAAGGCUAUUGACUAUACCACAAAGAUCUACGUGGUGAGCAUCCGAGAGAUGGAAGGUACCAAGCCACACCAGCAACUGAAGGAGGUCUCUGUGGAAGAAAGGAGUGGGGCACCGAUCAGAGGAGCUGCAGGAACGGUCUCGCGGUGUGGGAGUCCUAAGACAAGUGCUCCCACACCACGGGGCAUUUUGGUCAGUGUCGGGACUGUCCCAGACAAUCCAGGACAAUUGCAGGGAAUUGUCAAGGGAUCAAGGCCGCCAGUUAGCAGAGCUGCUCCUCAACCUGAGAAACUUCAAAAGAACAACGUCAACAGAAAAAGGAAACUGAUUGAGGAGUUGGCUUUAGAUCAUGUUUUUGGGUACCGUGGAUUCGAUUGUCGCAACAACCUUCAUUACCUCAAUGAUGGUGCUGAUAUUAUUUUCCAUACUGCUGCAGCAUGCAUAGUACAAAACCUUUCCACAGGAAGCCAGACUUUCUACUUGGAACAUACAGAUGACAUCCUCUGCUUGACAGUCAAUCAGCACCCAAAGUAUAAAAACAUUGUGGCAACAAGCCAGAUUGGUGAUUUGACAGAACUUCCAGGUACAACUCCUUCUAUCUACAUUUGGGACGCUAUGACUAAGGAGACUCUGUCUAUGCUGCGCUGCUUUCAUUCCAAAGGGGUGAACUAUGUCAAUUUCAGUGCUACUGGCAAACUUCUGGUGUCUGUAGGAGUGGAUCCUGACCAUACAAUCACAGUGUGGAGGUGGCAGGAAGGAGCUAAAAUUGCAAGCAGAGGAGGACACCUGGAAAGAAUCUUUGUUGUCGAGUUCCGCCCAGACUCAGAUACCCAGUUUGUAUCUGUUGGAGUAAAGCACAUGAAAUUUUGGACUUUGGCUGGAAGCGCUUUGCUGUAUAAGAAGGGAAUCAUUGGUUCGUUGGAGGAUGCCAAAAUGCAAACCAUGCUUUCUGUGGCCUUUGGAGCUAACAAUCUUACUUUCACUGGUGCCAUCAAUGGAGACGUUUAUGUCUGGAAGGAUCACUUUCUGAUUAGGCUGGUGGCAAAAGCCCACACAGGCCCUGUCUUUACAAUGUACACAACUCUUCGAGAUGGCCUCAUCGUUACUGGAGGGAAGGAGAGACCAACGAAAGAAGGCGGAGCUGUGAAACUGUGGGACCAGGAGAUGAAGCGCUGCCGAGCAUUUCAGCUGGAGACAGGGCAGCUGGUGGAGUGUGUGCGCUCCGUGUGCAGAGGGAAGGGCAAAAUUUUGGUGGGUACCAAAGAUGGGGAAAUACUUGAAGUUGGUGAAAAAAAUGGUGCUUCCAACCUGCUGAUUGACAGCCACAUGGAAGGAGAGAUUUGGGGCUUAGCUACUCAUCCCUCCAAAGACAUCUUUAUCUCUGCUAGUAAUGAUGGAACUGCGAGGAUUUGGGACCUUUGCGACAAAAAACUGCUAAAUAAGGUGAAUCUGGGCCACGCUGCCAGAUGUGCUGCCUAUAGCCCUGAUGGCGAGAUGGUUGCUAUUGGCAUGAAGAACGGAGAAUUCAUCAUUUUGCUUGUGAACAGCCUUAAAGUCUGGGGUAAAAAACGAGACCGGAAGUCUGCUAUCCAGGACAUCAGAAUCAGCCCUGAUAACCGGUUUUUGGCAGUGGGGUCCCAGGAGCAUACUGUCGACUUUUAUGACCUCACUCAAGGCACAACCUUGAACCGAAUAGGCUACUGUAAGGACAUUCCAAGUUUUGUCAUUCAGAUGGAUUUUUCAGCAGACAGCAAAUACAUUCAGGUGUCAACUGGUGCCUACAAAUGCCAGGUUCAUGAGGUGCCAUUAGGAAAGCAAGUGAUGGACAUGGCACUCAUCAGCAAAAUCACCUGGGCCACCUGGACAAGCAUUCUGGGUGAUGAAGUCAUCGGCAUUUGGCCCCGUAACGCAGAUAAAGCCGACGUCAACUGUGCUUGUGUGAGUCAUGCUGGCCUAAAUAUUGUCUCUGGAGAUGACUUUGGACUAGUCAAACUCUUUGACUUCCCCUGCACUGAAAAAUUUGCCAAACACAAGCGUUAUUUUGGCCAUUCUGCACAUGUCACCAACAUUCGUUUUUCUCACGAUGACAAGUAUGUGAUCAGCACUGGAGGCGAUGACUGCAGUGUCUUUGUGUGGCGAUGUGUUUGAACAUUUAUUCUUCCCAGUGCCACACGUGCUACCACCGCCAUGUGAGUGCCAAACAGUGGAGAUUAGCAAUGCCUCCCAGGAACUCAGCAUCUGGCUGUCAUAAAAUGGUGCCUGGAUUAUGGUUUUACAAAGCCUACAUACAGUUAUGGUGGAAGCUACAAGGAACCUCAACAAGGAAAGAAGCAAACACAAUUGAUCCAGUUCUUAGCCGAAUAGAUGGUGCCGGUCAGCUAAUGCUAAACCGCUCAUGAAUACACGUAUUUACAGUGCUUUGCCCACUGAAGAAACUCUGCUUCGGUAGCCUUUUAAAAAACAAAUCACCUUCAGUUUAAGUCAAACAAUUCACAUUUUCACAUCACGUGCUCAAGUAUAUUAGCAUUUUCAAUGCCAACCAUUCCAAAACCUUAUCAAGAAUAGAAAUAUUUGUGGUAAAGAAAGAUCUAGGCCAUGGAUGGUUUUAUACUCAACAGUACCAUUUUUUUUAAUAUUUAGAGGUUUAGAAAUGAUUUCAUUUGCCAGUUUUCUAUAAAGUGCCUUUUGAAAGCUUUUUCCAGUUCUGCAGGAUAUAACUCAGUCUCCUGCCAAUGCCUGCUUUCUACUCAUGGUGCUAGAACUUAACACAAGUGAGGUGGGCUUACCAUCAUCUUUUCAUGAUACAUCAUUCACUCACGUUCUGCUUGUGUCUGGAUACUUUAGUAGAACCUUGGCUGGUUCCUCUACCAAAGGAAUGCAGGAUGAGAUGGAAGACCAAUAGUACAGAGUUUCCAAGCAGUUUACAUGUGAUAGUCUUGAAGGAACCAUAGGGCAGCAGGGGAAGAAAAUGAAGAACUGCACACGAGCUAGCCUCAUCCAUCUUUUCUUAGUCAGAACAUUGUUCUUCCACAUUUCAUGAUUAGGCCAGUAACAGCAAAGAUCUUGUGCUUUGAGCUCCUCUAAGGAAAGCCAGACCUCCUUCAUCUUUCCUACAGGAGGUGUUUCAAAGACAUUCUUUUCAGAGUUCAGUGGGCAGACAACAUGGCAGCCAUGCACAGGCCCUCUAGUGAGAGAUGACCAAUAACUGUGGAAACUCUGCUCCUUUUCAAGAGACAGCUUGUAGGGGCAAUGGCAAAGUAUGCCAUUUAAUCACGGCAGAUCCUAAGUUCAAUUAAUAGUUGAAGUUGGAGAGUUUGGAGUGAGUGGGAGAAAAAUAAAAAAAAAUUCAUUGCCCCAGGCUGUGUUCAAGAGAGAAUUGAAGGAAGAGCAUUUCUUAUACCCUGCUCAUGGGGUAGGCAAGAAUUAUUAGCAGCUGCUCAAAAGGUGCUGCUGGAACUUCCACUGCAAGCAAUAUUCUGCAAAACAGACAUUCCCCCCCAUAAGGUAAACUGGGGAGUAUGGUUGAAAGUGCCAAUUACCUUGCUGCUGGAAAAACGUGACAACUCACUCCAGAUUCGUGAGAAAUUAAAAAAAUCAAUGUAUAAACACAAAAGUGCUUCAUUAAACUCAAUGGACUAUCAUUUGUUGAGUCUUAUUUAAUCAAUGGAAUAUAUUAAUGCCUUACACUAUAGAUACUUUAGACACACAAGUCCCUAUGCAGUUUUAUUCCCAUCCUGUUUGUAAGGAAGGUUUCCUGUAUUAGAUGUAACUGUACCAAGCUGGUGAUGUCAGGUGGUCACCUUGUUCGCCUAUGUGUAAUGUUGGCCUUUCAUACUGAUUGUAUCUUAAAAUUAAAAAAAAAUCUGUGACAGAAUGAAUCGCUACUUGGUGAUAAUGUGCAAAAAUAUUUAAGAGCAAUAGUAUGCAUCACAAAGAUUUGUAUCUGUUUAUAUGUUAUGAUUUUAGGUACAUUAUGGACAAGAUGCUGUAUUAUAAUGUAAAUUAAAAUAGUAACGCAUGAGUUUAUUUUUCAAAUGAUCAAGUAAAGAUUUAUGAUUUGAGAAGA